AUUGUUAAUUGUUAGCAACUCCUCUUUCUUUGAAUACCGGAUUUAAAUUAUCAUUAAAACGGCUUCAAUUAAUUAUCUGACUUUUAAACAGAUCAACAGGUUAUUUAAAACGUUGUUGUUUAAAAGUGAAUAUAAUUUAACUCGAUCAAGUUCAACAUUAACCUCAAAGAUGAAGGCAUUGAUUAUUGGUUCCUAUGAAGGAUCUUGCUCAAAUUCUGGCGACUUGCCAAAGUCUCUUGUGUUAACCAAAAAUGCUCAAUCUCUUGAUUUUAUCAGAGAGAUUACCAAGCAAAUUGAAUUGGUUGGACCGGUGAAAAAAGGUAAAAGUCGUUUAUUUAAUGGCCUAUCUCAGGAAUAUCCGGUUGUCUCUUUGGUGAAUCUUGGUCCAGAAGAUUCAGCUUUCAAUCCGAUUGAACAUAUUGACGAGAAGAAAGAAAAUGUUAGACUUGCUGUUGCUGAUGGAAUUCGAUCGAUUCGAAGUUUAGACGCUGAUGGAAUUACUCAUGUUGUCGUCGAUGAUUGUGAUGAUGCUCAAUCAGCAGCCGAAGGUGUUUUCCUUACUGAUUGGAGAUUCGAUGAACUCAAAGAGGUAAAAUCCCGACGAAAGCCUCUUGCUUUUUCACUAUUAAACCCUAACAGUGAAAAGGAAUCCGCUUGGUUGAGAGGCCAAUUAUUGGCUAAAGGUCAAAAUAUGGCUCGUAGAUACGCUGAUAUGCCAGCUAACUUGAUGACACCAACCAUUUUUGCCAAUGAAGUGACUCAAGCAGCCAAUGGAACCGGUAUUAAUGUUAUUGUUCGUGAUGAAAAAUGGGCUCAAGAAAUGAAAAUGGGCUCAUUUUUAAGUGUCGCUCAAGGUUCAUCUCAACCACCAAAAUUUAUUGAAUUUCAUUACAACAAUGCACCAGGUACCAAACCAGUUGUCUUUAUCGGUAAAGGUAUAACCUUUGACUCUGGCGGUGUCUCAAUCAAACCCUCAGCUGACAUGGAUCAAAUGAGAGCCGAUAUGACCGGUGCAUCCAUCGUUGCUUCAACCAUCUCCACCUUAGCCGCUCUUAAAGCUAAAGUUAACAUAAUUGGGCUUACACCUUGCACCGAGAAUAUGGUUAAUGGUAAAGCAACCAAACCGGGUGAUGUUCACCGAGCCAUGAACGGUAAAACAAUUCAAAUCGACAACACCGAUGCUGAAGGUCGUCUUGUCCUUGCCGAUGCUCUUGUAUACGCUGAAACCUUCAACCCUCAAGCAGUGGUUGACAUUGCAACUCUUACCGGUGCAAUGAAGAUCAGUUUUGGCGACGCUUGUUCCGGUGUUUGGUCAAGAAGCGAUCAACUUUGGGAUUUAAUUUACAAGGAAAGUGUUAAUUCUGGUGAUAGGGUUUGGCGAAUGCCCCUCUACAAAUCUUAUGUUAAACAAAUGACCGAUUGUCAUCUUGCUGAUAUUAAUAAUCUGAACAAAUCUCGAGUCGCUGGUUCCUGUACAGCCGCUGGUUUCCUUUCAGAAUUUACUAAUUCACCCAAUUGGAUGCACAUCGAUAUCGCCGGUGUGAUGUGGCAAGGAGCCGAUAAGGGUUAUUACUCCGCUGGAAUGACAGCUCGACCCUUGCGAACCAUUGUACCUUUCAUUGAAUCAAUUUUCCAAAACAAACUUUGAUGAAAAAAGAACAAAAAAAUCAAACGAACAAUUGAAACAAUUACUUAAUCAAUGAAUCAAAUUUUCUAAUCAAGAAUUUAGAUGAAGAGAAAACAAUUUACUCUUCUUUUUCUUAACAAUAAUCUCUUUCUCAUUCUCACUCAAUAAUUUGGUUAAUUGGUUAAUUAAUCAAUAUAAUAUCUUGCUCUAGAUUUAUUACAAUUGAUCAAAUUUUCCUUUUAAUUACUAACUACUCUCUCUCUCUCUCUCUCUUUUUAAUAUGGAAUAAAGUUGAUCGUUGAAAAAACAUACGAUUCUUUUAAUUGUAA
Molecule: messenger RNA, 1956 nt
Organism: Panonychus citri (citrus red mite)
Lineage: Eukaryota; Metazoa; Arthropoda; Arachnida; Trombidiformes; Tetranychidae
Product: cytosol aminopeptidase-like
Exons: 3
Coding region: 170-1648 (492 amino acids)
Biological process (GO): proteolysis
Cellular component (GO): cytoplasm
Molecular function (GO): metalloaminopeptidase activity; manganese ion binding
Source: RefSeq, a predicted model, not a curated record